CUGGGCUGGACCGCCUGCCCUUUCUCCUCCUCGCCCGCCGGAGCUCGCCGAGUUGGUGCCGCUCCCUCGGGCGGCGUUUUCCCCCCGCCCCGGGGCUGAGCAGCCGCCGCCCCCCGGGACCCCCAUGGCACCGCCGCGAUGUUCGUGUCCCGGCUCCUGGAUUUCCAGAAGACGCGCUACGCCAGGUUCAUGAAUCACCGUGUCCCGUCCAACUGCAGGUACCAGCCCACGGAAUACGAGCACGCAGCCAACUGUGCCACCCACGCUUUCUGGAUCCUGCCCAGCAUCCUCGGCAGCUCCAUCCUCUACAUCCUCUCUGAUGACCAGUGGGAAACCAUCUCAGCCUGGAUCUAUGGCUUUGGCUUGUCCAGCCUCUUCAUUGUCUCCACCAUCUUCCACACCAUCUCCUGGAAGAAGAGGCAUCUCAGGACUGUGGAGCACUGCCUACACAUGUUUGACAGGAUGGUGAUCUACUUCUUCAUCGCCGCGUCCUACGCUCCCUGGUUGAACCUGAGGGAGUUGGGUCCCUGGGCCUCCCACAUGCGCUGGAUCAUCUGGAUCAUGGCAUCCAUCGGGACCGUCUACGUUUUCUUCUUCCACGAGCGGUACAAGCUGGUGGAGCUGGUGUGCUACGUUAUCAUGGGCUUCUUCCCCGCCUUGGUCAUCCUCUCCAUGCCCAACAGGGAUGGCCUCCUGGAGCUGGUGGCCGGUGGGUUCUUCUACUGCCUGGGCAUGGUGUUCUUCAAAAGCGACGGCCGCAUCCCGUUUGCCCACGCCAUCUGGCACCUCUUCGUGGCCAUCGGAGCUGGCAUCCACUACUAUGCCAUCUGGAGGUACCUCUACCGGCCCGGAGCGCUGGACACCGAAACCUCCCGGUAGAAGCCUUAAAGACAUUGUUGGUGCCACCUGGCACGUGGGGACACAGAGGGCAGCGGGGACACAGCCUGCACCGUGGGCUCGCCCCAAAGCGCCCCCUCACCCCAUGGACAGCAGCCGCUGGUGCCCUUCCCACACAGACAGGGGAGCCCAGAGGUUGAUUUUAAAUGCUUUUCUUUUUUAACCUCGGGAACUGUUUAUUUUUUUAGGCAAAGGUUUCAGAACACAGUGACUGACUGGGCUGUGGGUGAUAGGGGAGUGACCACUCGCUGGGAGCUUCGCUCACUCACCCGCCCUCGAGCGUCCCACGGGACUGGGAACCUUGGCCCCACGUGCCCCUGGCUAUGACACCCUGGGUUUGGCUACUGGAGUCCUUAGUGUGUGCCACUGAGGGGACUGGAGGAGUCAGGAUGAGGGGAGAGACCCAGUGGUGGAGAGGGAUGUGGUGACAUCCCUGCACCACCCGGACUGGCUCCUAAAUCAUCCCAAGUCCUGUCAGCACUGCCAGCUCCAUCCCAAGUCCUUGAGGGGAUGGUCCAUACUCAGCAAGCCUUACAAGAGAUUGAAACUUGAAUCUCUUCCAGGGCAUCCCAGUCCCUGAGCACUGGGAAACCCUUUCUCUAAGCCAAUAUUAAGUGCACAACUCACUACAUCCCUGGGAUCCCCCCAUGGACAUUUUCUCCCUGGUUUUCCUCUCCAGCCUCGGUGCCAGUGGCAGCCUGAAGCACAGCCCUGCUCCCAGGCCCUGCUGCACGUGUGCCUUCAGCAGGGAGCAGAGCUGGGAUCUGGCUCCUGGCAUCUCCCUGACUGGGGUCAGCCCCUCCAUUUCAUCCCUUUCUCCUCGAGGGAGGGAAGUGAACCUCCUUGGACUGGGAUCACGGGGCGAGCUGCCUUCCCUGCUCCCAUUUUGCUGAUGAACCUACUGCUCAUCAGAUUUAAUUCCACUUUUGGAAAGAUUUCUGGCAUUUCCAGGGUUGCUGCAGGGCAGGAAUGCAUCCACAUGAAGCCUGGAUGUGAGCUGUGACAGAGAGAUCCUAGUGAUGCUCAGUUUUAAAAUGCCUAACCAUGGCCACAGGCCAAUGAGACAUGGAACAUCCAUCCAGCAGAAUGGGCAAAUCACACCUGAUCCUGCCCCCCAAACACCCUGACAGAGCUGCUGGAGCCAAGGAGGGUGUGGUGUGUGCUGGGCUGUGCCUGCACCUUCCCCAUCAGCCCCCAAAAGAAUCAAUCACCUCUUUUUGGCCUUUGAUUAAUCACAGCCUCUGGCUUGAUGUGGCAAGUGAAGGAGAUCUGGUGCCACCAUCCCACAUCUCCUGCAGCAUUCCAGGGAGCUGGGCAGAGCUUAGGGCCCACCAGCCUGUGGCACCCUGGGACUGGCUGUCCAGGGCUGUGCCAUUUUGCAGCAAAUUACCAAAGAGGAAGCAUCUGGAUACUCACCCCCUCCUGAUGUGCUGCCUGUGGUUGCCAGGAUGGCAAAAAUAUCCGGAGGGUUUUCACUUCCAUGGGCAGACGGUUCCUGUAAAAGGCUCUGGGAGCUGUACCCAGCACCCCAGCCUGAUUUGAGGCUGCUGGGGGUCAGUGCCCAGGGCACCCCAAAGCAGCCUUUGGGCUGGGGCUGCCCUUGGGGUGAUGGGUGGUCUUAGGGAUGGGGGUGAACGAGCUGGUGUGAGCCCAGACUCUGCUGCUGCCUCUGCCCAGCCGUGGCCCUGCCACCUCCUGCAGAUGGAGAGGUGGAGAAGGACAAGCUGUGAGUAACCAGCAGUUGAUGGAGCAUAUCUGGGGUUGGAAUAGCAGGAUACAGAGGUCCCAGAAUGGGAGAUCCCAUAUUUUCUGUCUGGCAAGUCAUUACCCUUCUCUGUGCCUCACUUUCCCCAUCUGGAAAAUGGGGGCAAAGACCCUGACCUACCUCACAGGGCUCAUGUGAGGACCCUGUGAAGCACUUGGAGGGCAGCCAGAGCUUCACAAACACCUGCUUCAAUUUUCACUGAGUCUGGGGGAGCAGGUUCCCAGAGCCACCAUGGGGCACGGUGACAACCUCGGCUUAGUGUGCCUGGCUCUCCUCCCUCUCUGUCACCAAAUCCCACGGGGAGCCACCCUGGGGUCAGACCAUGCAAACAGCAGUCCCAGCCACAGGCAAAUGUCCCCAGGCAGGAGCUGGGGAUGCCCAGGGACCACCAACGUGUUUUGCCCGUGGGCUUCAUCCCAAGGGAUUUAUCUCAGAAACUGUUUUGCCAUUCUGGUCUUUUGGCCCUAAAUCUGUCCCAAGGACUCCCGAGGCACAGGGAGGUGCCAGAAGGACCUUUCUGAGGUGGCUUCAUCUCAGUCUCCUGCUGAAAAUCCAGGCCAGCAGAGAUGCCCGGGCAGGAAUGGAUGGUUGGGCUCUGUGAGGAACAUCACAACCCUGCCUUCAGCCCGGAUUUGCAGAGUGAGUUUCUCUGUAACUGAGAGGCUCCCCCUCUUCUCUUGUUCCUAAAUCCUCCCCUGUCAAAGCAUGGGGGACACAGAGCAAGUUAUUGAAUUGUCCUCCUAUUUUAUACUAAUUUUAAAUGACUCAUAACAUUCAGGGUGUUUGUGGAGGAGGGCUCGAGGGAUCUUUUUAGCAUCUCAUGUUUUCACCAUCCAUCCUUGUUCAAGCAGUAUUUUAUAUUUAACACAGUAUCGGGUCAAACACAAACAAGUGUAAGGAAGAUAACGCUAGUGGAUAUUAUUUCGUGUGGAGUAGGAUUGAAAUAAAAACUCAAGAUACCUCA
Messenger RNA from Pseudopodoces humilis (Tibetan ground-tit), 3626 nucleotides. RefSeq names its product monocyte to macrophage differentiation associated 2 (gene MMD2). Gene Ontology annotation, cellular component: membrane. The record is from RefSeq and is a predicted model, not a curated record. Lineage: Eukaryota; Metazoa; Chordata; Aves; Passeriformes; Paridae. Gene Ontology annotation, molecular function: pore-forming activity.